AUGUCAACUUCAGAAGUCCUUACUCUGCUUCAUCAGCUCACUUCCCUGCGCAAUAUGACCGUAAUCUUCACGGGCAUUUACUUCCACGAGUUUCUUACGAACUUGGAUCAUGAUUGGACUAUUCUGCGCCGGCAGAAAGAGCAUCGGCUCGGAGCGCGUGUUGCUCAAUGGACCUACCUAUCGUGCCGAUUGCUCGCAUUGUUCUACGGCAUCUGCAUAUCCAUCGUAGCCUUCCCGGGCCGACGCAAUUGCGAGGUCGUGAUGAAGCUCAAUGUGAUCACAAACUUUCUUAGUAUGCUGUGCUCCUCUGCUCUGCUCUCCAUACGUAUUGGUGCCAUUUGGAGAUGGAAUAGGUUUAUAGUGUCAACCUUACUCACCAUUCUACUGGUCACCUUGGGGCUAGCUAUAUAUUGCGUAGUGAAGAUCAAUUCUUCCUAUGAUACAACUAUACAAUUCUGUGGCCUGGACGGCGUCCACACAGCCCUACCCGCCUUCGUGGGAAUCUUGCUCGGAGAUUGCGCAUUACUCGCGCUGCUCCUUGUAGGGUUGCAGACCAAAUGGCGCGAUGUUCGCAAGUUGCGCACAUGGAGGUUGUUAUGGACACAGGGUUGGGUGUACGUCUUGCUAGCAAUUGUAGUCGAGGUACCCUCAGUAGUUCUGCCGGUUUUGGAUAUCAACCCUUUCCUGAACUCUAUGUUCAUUACCCCCGAAGCCAUAAUCCUAGCGGUGGGAGCAACCCGACUGUUUCGCUCGCUCAACAGCGCUACUCAAGGUGACAUAGUCAGCCAGCAGUUCACGGUAUCUCGCGAAGCCGUCGUUCCUCGUCACAAUAUCCGACUCAAACCGCUGCGGGGACGAAGGACUGGAAGGGUACCCGACAUCGCCAAGUCGCGAGCGUGA
Messenger RNA from Peniophora sp. CBMAI 1063, 900 nucleotides. Lineage: Eukaryota; Fungi; Basidiomycota; Agaricomycetes; Russulales; Peniophoraceae. The record is from the annotation of a GenBank genome assembly.